Messenger RNA from Hymenoscyphus albidus, 1087 nucleotides. The record is from the annotation of a GenBank genome assembly. NCBI's taxonomy places the organism in Eukaryota, Fungi, Ascomycota, Leotiomycetes, Helotiales, Helotiaceae.
AUGUUGAAAUCGAUUCUUCGAAAGCUUCCUAUGCGUCGGGAAGAACCAGAGCCAACACCAGCACCAGAGCCAGCAUCAACACCAUCACCAGCACCAGCACCAGCACCAGCACCAGCACCAGCACCAGCAGCUGCAGUCAACCCCAAACCCCAACCAAACUAUUACAAGGGCAACGUCAUUCUACCAUGCCUCAUCACCGACAUUGCCGCCCUUUACGAUGCCUACUACAAGGCCGCCGAUGAGGAGCCCAUGGCCAAACUGAUGCUGGACGUCCUCUUUCCCAUGGGCAUAACCGACGAAUUCAAAAAGGUCCACGCCGAACACGCGCUCAAGGAAUGGCAUACACACAAAGUGCAAUAUACGCUCAAAGUCGUUGACGCCAAAACAGGAGACCUCAUGGGCAUGGCCAUUCAGGAUAUGCAUUUCGUGGAGCGCGAGGAGAGGGAGCGUGAGAAGCCCGUCUUUGGAUGGCUGGAGGGCGCCCAGCGAGAACGAGCCGAGACCAUCUUAAACCCUCUUUGGGAUGCGAAGGAGAAGCUCAUUGGUGGGAGACCACAUAUGUGUUAGUCAAUCCCUCAUUCUCACAUGUUUUUCUUGCUCCUGUUCACUUAUAAGAGAAACUCACUUGUGAGAUGGACUCACUUGAGUUGUGAGAAAAACUCAAACCAUCAUCCCAAUCCCAUCCAACUCCCUCAAUUAACCUCCACUAACCCACUCCCAGACGGCCACAUCAUCGCCGUCGACCCCAAGUACCAGGGCCGAGGAGCCGGCGCCGCCAUCGUGCAAUGGUGCAUCGACACCAGCAACUCCUCAGGUCUACCAUUCUACCUAGAGGCCUCGCCCUUCGCAGCGCCACUGUACACCAAGAUGGGCUUCGAGACGCUGGAAGCAACGAUUGUGCACAAGAAAGAGGUCCUGGGGACCGAAGAGGAUAUCACUGUUCCGCUGAUGGUUUGGAUGCCGGCGGCUGCCAAUGGCAUGACUUUUGCCGAGUGGAGGGAGAAGGGAUAUCCUGCUUGGGAACGGUGAAGAAAAUCUGAAAGACAGGAAUGUAUAAUGGAGAUAAUACCCAAAUAUUUAUUGUUGA